CCCCACACCACCGAUAACUACAAUGUCAUCCUCUUCGAAGCCAUCCGACACUGCAAAGACUGCAGAGAAGACAAAGACGGAGGAUGCGCAGCCCCAUCUCGGUGUUCUAGAGGAAGAUGACGAGUUCGAGGAGUUCGCCGUUCAAGACUGGGACGACUCGCAGACCGACCUCGCUCACCUUGGAGGAGCUGCUCCUGGUGCCGCCAAGUCUGGCGGAGACAAGCUUUGGGAGGAUAACUGGGACGAUGAUGAUAUCGAGGAUGAGUUCAGUGUGCAGUUGAGGAAUGAGCUGGCCAAGACGGGCAAGGGGACGGCCGAGCCCAUGCAGCACUGAGAAGUGAGGCGUGGUCAGGAUAUCUUGAGGUCCACGGCGAGUGUCCCUGUACCUAUGUAUCUGAACCACAUCAAACGCAUGAUCAUCUCUGGUAUCAAUUGUAAUGUUACUUCUUACCGCAUGGGUGUGCUGUCAUGUUUGAACAUGCUCAUAUCCAUUGAUCCCAAUCGAGGUCCUCGUCGGAACACUUCCA
Molecule: messenger RNA, 527 nt
Organism: Stereum hirsutum FP-91666 SS1
Lineage: Eukaryota; Fungi; Basidiomycota; Agaricomycetes; Russulales; Stereaceae
Exons: 4
Coding region: 23-334 (103 amino acids)
Biological process (GO): proteasome assembly; double-strand break repair via homologous recombination; mRNA export from nucleus
Cellular component (GO): proteasome complex; proteasome regulatory particle, lid subcomplex
Source: RefSeq, a predicted model, not a curated record